AGCCCUGACAUUUCUUAACUCUGACCCGCGAAGCUCUGGCGCUGUAAACCUUGACACCGCCCAACCCUGAGGCGCAAACCCCUGACAGCUGAAAAGCUGACCCCUGGGACUCUGAUGCGCCAAGCCCUGACAUCGCCCCACUCUGAGACCCGAAGCCCUACCAUUCGAAAGCCCUAACCUGCCAAGCUUUGGGGCUGCGUGCCCUGCCCCUGCCAUCGCCCAACCCUGAGGGGGAAAGCCCUGACUGGCGGAACCCGGGGGAGGCAAGCCCUGACAUCGGCCAGCCCUGAGGCGUGAAGCCCUGACAUUCCGAAACUCUGACCCGCGAAGCUCUGGGGCUGUAAACCCUGGCACUGACCAACUCCGAGGCGGGAAGCCCUGACAUUCCCAAGCCCUGACCUGCAAAACUCUGCGGCGUUAUACCUUGGCAGUGGCGAACGCUGAGGCCGUGAGCUCUGGCAUGCCGAACCUUGAGACGCAAAACCCUGCCCACCGUUUUACCUUGCAAAGCCCUGAGAGCUGGGUCGACCCUGACACUUGUGCCCAUUUUUGCAAACCCUGAGAUGCCAAACCCUGACACCACCGCGAUUUAGCCCUCACUGGCAACCCUGAUGCCCCUUGUCUUUCCCCUUAAAACCUUGAGAGUCCUUAUAAAAAAUUUGGGUAGUAGUUGUGUUCUGGAAAAACAAAAAUUAAAGGAGGGCUGAGAACAAGAACAUCAACCAACUUGAUCCGAUCACUAUUUUAAGCUGACCUGUCGCCACCAGGAUGCUGCCGUUGCGCAAUUUGUACGCAUGCGUCUUAUCUGCGUGUGCACUCCUUUCCCACGGAGUCAGCCGUGAGCAGGUGAAGGCGAUUGCCCUCGGCUGGGACGGAGGCGGCCGCGAUGAAGGAACAGGCGCCGCGCUUCUCGAGUUGAGAGCAGUACCAAAAACAGGCACUUCUUCGCUUCUAGAUAUAAUGUUUUUUGGAAUUUCGCCCAUGAUGCCAACAGAACGGUCGCGUGAUUCGAUCAAUGUGGCAGGAGUUACUGGACUACUUUCUCUGGUGUCUUUUAAUUCCAAUGUCAUCCCGUUCCCGACUCAGGUACUUUAGCGAUGCUUGAGGAGAAGACGAAAAAGUGGGAUGCGGAAAUGCGCAGAAUCGCACCUUCCGAUAGAGCAAUGGCCAUGAAGUUCCAAAAUUGCAUAAAGGAUUAUGACUCACGCCAGUUUAUAUACAUCUUUAUUUUCUUCCAGUCGUUCUUCCAUUGAGAUUCGAAAGCAACGCACUCAGAUUGUUGAUACUAUGAUGUUUUAUGUUCUUGUCUAAGAUUUUUUCGACACGUGGGAAACUGAUAUUUGGCAGAAAGAGCACGAGCUUCUGAAGUUUAUGAACAUCAAAGGGGUUCUCGUGCAACUGAUGACCGGGGAAGAUUCCGAGACCAGCAAUGGCCGUAUUCAACUGCGUGUGAACGAUAUUGAGAAUAGCAUAGCACUCUCGAAAGGAGACCUUUUGAAAAUGAUCGGCAGGGUCGUGGAGACUGAGUGCAACUGAAGAAGGUGCAACUCGUGGCGGAGACGGGUACCCAGAAACUUGAAUAGACUUUGCGACAAUCCUUUUGCUAUUAUGAUCUUAUACUUAUUCAGUCACUUUAGAUUCAAUCACUAUCACUCUGAAGUUUCAUCUUGAUCGAUUUUGAUGUGAUUGAUGGGGUGAAAUCUCUUCCGAUCUCUCUCAUUGACAAACCGCAGGUCCUUUAUUGGAGUCGCGCCGUUGGGAGAUCGUGAUCGGGUUAUCAGGAACAGACGCCUUUGGUUUGAGUCUCUACUAGUCGAGGUGUAGGCAGAGUCCAAGUGCUGAGCAGGACCACGUGUUGAAGUUGCUGAUGUAGUUGGGUGUUGUGAAUGGAAAUGGGGAGUCGGAGGACGUGAAGAGAAUAGUGUUGGUCAUAUGUCUAAAGGAACCAGGAUUGUACUAAGCCCUGGACUGGGUAUCUCGUCGUCAUCAAUCAAUCAAUCUCAUCAUCUAAGACAUGAGUUAUUAUCCAGGACUGCACUUGAUGCGUAGACUUAGUUUCUUUUUUUUUCCUCGCCACUUGUUGACUAGUUCAUGAUGAGAGAUUCCCGUUUUGUUUCUCUUCUGUAUAGGUACAGGUAGCACAUGAUCAUUGAUGGAUAGCGAAGGAGAUCUGACUCUGUUUGAAAGUGAGUAAAUGAUGACUGAUUGAUUAUCAAUCGAACCAGGAACAUGAAGUGGAGAUGAGUGAAAAUGAGUAAUUGAUGUGCGGCACAUGUGAAGGAACAGGUUGGCGUCGUUUUGUGGGUCUAACUAUGUGAGACAGUUGCAGUUGAAUUUGAUACGAUUUCUUUUUGGCGUCUCUUUGAGAGUGUUUUUUUAUACGAAAUGAGUUCUGGGGUAUACUUUCGACUGUUUGUGGAUAGAAGCCAACAAGAUGUCCAUCUGACACGUGUCCCUGUGAUGAUGAAGCAUUAGAAGUCUAAGUGUGACUUCUCCUUCUGUUCCGGGAUAAGUCUGUCCCCGGAUAUAGGGUUGACGGUGAUAACGUCGCGACCGCGCUUGCCACACACUGUUUGGGAACUCCUGUUGUCUUGUUGAUGGUAGAGAACAAUGCCUAUCAGGGACGUGUCAUGGUUACAGAAUGUACAAUUGUACCCACUGCAGG
Messenger RNA from Amoebophrya sp. A25, 2665 nucleotides. The record is from the annotation of a GenBank genome assembly. NCBI's taxonomy places the organism in Eukaryota, Dinophyceae, Syndiniales, Amoebophryaceae.